Molecule: messenger RNA, 1543 nt
Organism: Frankliniella occidentalis (western flower thrips)
Lineage: Eukaryota; Metazoa; Arthropoda; Insecta; Thysanoptera; Thripidae
Exons: 5
Coding region: 320-1543 (407 amino acids)
Source: RefSeq, a predicted model, not a curated record
CCCUGGUCGUAGUCACUGUAGCGAACUCCUCGCGGGCGCGCCGCACCUGCACGGCAGUCGGAUAGUGGUGUGCACAACAAAGACUAACUUGAGGAUAUCGACAGAGCCGCGUCCGUUGGACUCUCAGCUCGGAGUCGUAGGAGAGCCCCGGAACAACCCCCAGGAUGCCGCCAUGAGAGCUCCGCCGCCGUCCGUCCUAGGCUCGCUCCCGUGUCGGACCACCACCGUCGGCGCGACGCGGACACGUCGGCGGCGAACAGGUGAUGUCUCCUGGACCAGGUGGGAAUCAUGGACCAGAUCCUGGCCUUUGCGUCUCUGAAUGAUGAUCCUGGUGCCCGUCUUCUUGGCUCUUCUGUGGUGUCACACAUGCCUGAACGUGAUGGGGGCGCUGCCUCGCGGCCCGCCUUGUGCACCACCUUGCGCACCGCCCACCAGGGAGAAGAGGCACAUGGCCGCGUCCGGAACACGCUCCGGCACGCGCCUUGUGGCCGGCCACUUGAACAACGCCCACAACCUGUACCUGCCCGCGAGCAGCGCGCCGCUGCAGGGCGGCCCGAGGCGCGUCCCGGUGCCCGACGGCAACCUGGACACGUUCCGGACCAUGGCGCUGGAGGAGGACCCCAUGCCCGUCGUGCCGCACCCUGGCGAAGUCGUUUCGUACUUUGUGGCCGAGGACCGAGGGCCGGCGUCCACGCCGGGCGCCAGCGUGGUACUGUUGGACCAGCGUCCGGCGCCCUUCGCCACCGACGUGCACCUGAUGGCCAGCUCCACGGCGCCGGGAGCGCCAGUGACUCCGCUGCUGAUCCUGGUGCCCAGUGGCCCCGCCGACGAGCCGUGGACCGCUUCCGUGAGUCCAAGACCACCUCCCUGGACGCCCUCCGUGAGUCCAGGGCCACCACCGUGGGCUUCAGCCGUGAGUCCGAGGCCGCCGCCGUGGACAUCCCACGUGAGCCCCAGCUCACCGCCGUCAUGGACGGCGCCCUGGAGCCCGUCCUGGCCGGCUCCCGGGAGCCCGACGACGUCGCCGUCGUUGCCAGCCCCCGUGGGCCCCAGGCCACCACCUGCGUGGGCCAGCCCCUCGCCGUCGGCGUCUCACCGCCAGCCGCAGUGGGCGCUGCCGGCGUGGCCCUCGGCCGGCGCUGGCCACCAGCAGCAGCCGGAUAGCGCCGAGGCGGCCGCCACCAUCGACCUGAUGCCGUCAGGACCAGAAUCCAACUCGGUGGUGCCGGCGGCACGCCCAGAGGCCACCCUUCACAGCCUGAGGAGCAACAUUAGCGCCCUGCUCGACAGCGUCCUGUACCGACCGCCUGCCCCCAGUGCCGCCCAGGACUCCGCCCACGCCACCCCCGGCGCUGCGCCCACCGCCGCUAACGACGCCAACGCCACCGCCUCUGAGGUCCCCGAGGCGCACGCUGCAGCGGAGCAGCCCUCGCAGACCUCCAGGGUGUGCACCUCCGCGGCUGACGGCUCGUCGGGGGUCUGCUACUCGGCGACCGAGUGUCGACGCCGAGGUGGGCUGUCGGACUUAAGUCGUUUCCAGUAA